GCUGGGAUAGUGCUACUGAUCAAUGUGCAACUUGGUUUAACUGCAUUUUUACUAUAAUUUAUAACUGCACACGGGCGACUUCCUGACAGAACCAGUAGCCAUGAAACUGGUACUCCCAAAUCCUGGCCUAGAUGAACGGAUUCCUUCGUAUGAGGAGCUGGAGGAGCUGGAGAAGAAGGAGGUCGGGGACAGACCCAAAUGGGACAACAAGGCGCAGUAUAUUCUCACCUGUGUAGGAUUCUGCAUUGGUCUCGGUAACGUGUGGCGCUUCCCGUACUUGUGUCAAAGUCAUGGAGGAGGGGCCUUCAUGAUUCCCUUCCUCAUCCUCCUGGUCCUGGAGGGAACGCCGCUCCUGCUGUUGGAGUUCGCCAUCGGCCAGCGCCUCAGGAAGGGACCAAUCGGUGUCUGGACCUCCAUCAACCCUUACCUCACUGGAAUCGGUAUUGCGUCUAUGCUGGUGUCCUUCAUGAUUGGACUGUACUACAACACCAUCAUGGCCUGGAUCAUCUGGUACUUCUGCAACUCCUUCCAGGACCCCCUGCCGUGGAAUGACUGCCCCCUGAAUGAGAACGGCACAGGCCUAGUCGAAGAGUGUGAGCGGAGUUCCCCGGUGGACUACUUCUGGUACCGCGUCACCCUGAACAGUACUCCCACCAUAUCGGAGUCCGGCGGCAUCCACUGGCCUAUUGUGCUCUGUCUGUUGGCCGCCUGGACAGUGCUCUGUGUCUGCUGCAUCAAGGGCAUCCAAUCCACCGGCAAGGCGGUGUACAUCACCUCCACCCUGCCGUACCUGGUCCUUACCAUCUUCCUCAUCCGAGGUCUGACCCUGAAAGGAGCCGUGAGUGGGAUCAAGUUCCUCUUCACACCGGAUGUGAACGAGCUGAUGAACCCCACCACCUGGAUGGACGCGGGGGCUCAGGUAUUCUACUCCUUCGGGCUGGCAUGGGGGGGUCUGAUCUCCUUCUCCAGCUACAACCCUAUUCACAACAACUGUGAACAAGACGCUGUCAUUCUGUCUAUCGUCACCGGCUGUACAUCCGUCUACGCCGCCACGGUCAUCUACUCCAUCAUCGGCUUCCGGGCGACCAGGAAGUUUGACGAGUGUGUCAGUGGUAACAUAAUGGCGCUGUUGGACGCUUUCGAGCUACCAGAAGGCAUUGUGACUGAGGACAACUACAACUUGGCCUUUGACCAUUUGAACGCCAGUCAACCCCAUGUUGUCCAGGGUUUAAACCUCACCACCUGUGACAUGCAGAGACUGCUCAGCGAGGGCGUGGAGGGGACGGGUCUGGCCUUCAUCGUGUUCACUGAGGCCAUCACCAAGAUGCCCAUCUCUCCCAUCUGGGCCGUCCUCUUCUUCAUCAUGCUCCUCUGCCUGGGGCUGUCCACCAUGUUCGGGAACAUCGAAGGGGUCGUCCAGCCUUUGAAGGACCUCGGGGUCUUCCCUAAGAAAUGGCCCCAUGCACUGUCCACCGGUGUCCUGUGUGUGGUGGCCUUUGUCAUUGCCCUCCUGUUCGCACAGGGCUCAGGGAAUUACUGGCUCGCUCUUUUUGACAACUUUGCCGGCUCUCUCCCCCUGCUCACCAUCGCCUUCUUCGAGAUGAUAGCCGUUGUCUACAUCUACGGCAUAGAUAGGUUCAACAAGGACCUGGAGUUCAUGAUUGGACAUAAGCCCAAUAUCUACUGGCAGGUGACAUGGAGGUUCAUCAGCCCCCUGAUAGUCCUCGUCAUCUUCCUCUUCUACCUGGUGACCAAAAUCCAAGAGGAGCUCACCUACUUGGUCUGGGACCCUGAAUAUGAGAACUUCCCCACGUUGGCCUCGAUACCGUACCCUUCCUGGGUAAACGCCGUCAUCGUGGUCCUGGCGGGGAUCCCCAGUCUCUGCCUCCCAUUCUUCGCCGUGGGCCGGUUCAUCUACGUCCGCUGCAGGAAAGACAAAGACCAGGACACGCCCAAGAACGUGCUGUAUAGCAUUAAUAUCUAGCCAUAAUGUGAUA
Gadus chalcogrammus (walleye pollock) is the source of this 1997-nucleotide messenger RNA. RefSeq names its product sodium-dependent neutral amino acid transporter B(0)AT1-like. The record is from RefSeq and is a predicted model, not a curated record. The transcript has 12 exons. Gene Ontology annotation, biological process: sodium ion transmembrane transport. Lineage: Eukaryota; Metazoa; Chordata; Actinopteri; Gadiformes; Gadidae. The coding region runs from base 101 to 1984 and encodes 627 amino acids. Gene Ontology annotation, cellular component: membrane.